Molecule: messenger RNA, 3270 nt
Organism: Topomyia yanbarensis
Lineage: Eukaryota; Metazoa; Arthropoda; Insecta; Diptera; Culicidae
Gene: Gclc
Product: glutamate--cysteine ligase
Exons: 5
Coding region: 729-2678 (649 amino acids)
Biological process (GO): glutathione biosynthetic process
Cellular component (GO): glutamate-cysteine ligase complex
Molecular function (GO): glutamate-cysteine ligase activity
Source: RefSeq, a predicted model, not a curated record
UUGUGACUUCACCCAAGGCCAUUGAGACAGUCAUUGAUAUAUGCACGCAACAUAAAUGCUAGUCAGCAUUGUCGCAAUCUUGACAUACGUUUCAUUGCGUGUACUGCAGCCAACAUGAAGUGUUUCAGCUUUCAUUGUGGAGUGUGACUAUUGAUCUCUGCGAAAUUUUAAUUUCUUUCCGCUUUAGCAAAAAGCGAGUGUCGCACUAUGUCAUUAUGUACUUGGUCUACAAUUGAUAGAAUACGUAUAAAUUAGUACAACUCAUUUUGCUUUGAAACAGAAUGAUAACACAAGUGACCUGAGCACUGUGGAAUAUUCGGGUUUGAGCGCAAUAAAGAUUUUCAUCAUACCAUUUGAACUAAUGCGAUGAACAAAGAUGGCAAACCCUCUAAAUAACGACUUCAAGUGUGUAGAGUGAUAAAAGGAAUAAAACGCAAAUAGACUCAACACUCUAUUACACUUAUACAAUUCAAGUUAUUUUCAACUUAGUCUCUAUAAUGUUCAGAAAACGAUUUAUCAUUGCAUGCCAUAGUUCGGCUGUUUUGCUUAUCAAACAGACAAUCGUUUGUCACCUUUUAUGUGUCUGUAGCGGAUACUUACAUUAUAUUGACAUUAAAUUAAGCAAGUAACAGGUACUUACCAGUUGGCGUCCGUAUGACAGGCAUUAAGCACGAACGAAGAUAGCACUGUAACCAAAAUUCCUGCACGAAACAGAACGUCUGUAGACGAUGGGGCUGCUUACCGAAGGAAGCCCGUUGAGCUGGGAGGAGACGAAGGCACUAUCACAGCAUGUACGCGAGCAUGGAAUUGAACAAUUCAUCAACCUGUACGCACGGCUCAAGGAUCGCCAGGAUGACUGUCUCAAGUGGGGUGACGAGGUAGAAUACGUUAUCGUGCGGUUCGAUGAUGAAAAACGGAACACGCAAGUGUCGCUCCGAGCGCGCGAAAUGCUGGCCGUACUUAACGAGAAGGAAGCUGCAGAUCCGAAAGGCGUAAAAUCGCUUUGGCGACCGGAGUACGGUGCGUACAUGAUCGAAGGCACUCCUGGUAAACCGUACGGUGGUCUACUGGCUCACUUCAACGUGGUCGAAGCUAACAUGCGCUAUCGUCGCACGGAAGUUACGGAAAUGCUACCCCCCGGCGAACAUGUUAUGUCAAUCACAAACUUUCCUCGGCUGGGCUGUCCAGACUUCACAUAUCCGCCGGCUAAACCGACACCUGAAGAUGAAACCAGCUCUGCCCGAUCGCUCUUUUUCCCCGAUGAAGCCAUUUUCCCAGGCCAUCCCCGGUUUAAGACGCUAACUCGAAACAUUCGCCAGCGGCGAGGCGAAAAGGUUUCCAUUAAUUUACCUAUUUAUCGUGAUAAAAAAACGGUAAUCCCCGUUGAGGGCAGCUUGCCAGAUAAACCGGACUUUGUGCACAUGGAUGCGAUGGGUUUCGGAAUGGGUUGCUGCUGCUUGCAGGUAACAUUCCAGGCUUGUAACAUUACCGAAGCACGAACUUUGUACGAUCAACUGACUCCGAUAUGUCCAAUCAUGCUUGCCCUGACGGCGGCCAGUCCAGCUUACCGCGGAUAUCUAACCGAUGUGGAUUGUCGCUGGAAUGUUAUUUCCGCCUCCGUCGACUGUCGUACCAAGGAGGAGCGAGGUGAAUUACCUCUGAAGAAUGAUAGAUUCCGAAUCAACAAAUCACGGUACGAUUCGAUUGACUCCUAUCUGUCACCGGCUGGAGAAAAAUACAACGAUGUUCCUUUGGUGCUAGAUGAAGCCAUGUACAAACGGCUGCGCGAUGGAGACAUUGAUCACCUGCUAGCUCAGCACAUUGCUCAUCUUUUUAUUCGCGACUCAGUUUCAUUGUUCAGUGAAAAGGUCCACCAAAACGACAAAGAAGACUCAGAUCAUUUUGAGAACAUUCAAUCUACCAACUGGCAGACAAUGCGCUUCAAACCGCCUCCACCGAACUCACCGAUUGGCUGGCGCGUUGAGUUCCGUCCUUGCGAGGCACAGUUGACAGACUUUGAAAAUGCUUCAAUCGUGUGCUUUGUUGUCCUGUUGACCAGAGUGAUCCUAUCCUAUCAGCUAGAUUUUCUCAUCCCAAUCAGCAAGGUGGACGAAAAUAUGCAAAAUUCACAAAAACGUGGAGCUGUAUUGACGGAAAAGUUCUGGUUCAAAAAGAACAUUGCCGGUUUCUCGAGCACCACAACGACGAACAACGAAACGGGAACGGCAAACGAAAGUAAUAGUCACAACAAUGUGGAAAACUCGGACGAUAAGAACAGCACCGACGACGAAUACGAGUUGAUGACGAUUGAUCAGAUCAUCAACGGAAAGGGAUGCUUUCCCGGAUUGGUACCUCUGAUCAACAGCUACCUCGGUUCGAUGGAUGUUGACGCCGAUACACAUUGCACCAUCCAGCAGUACCUAAAAUUGAUUCAGAAGCGGGCGUCCGGAGAGCUGCUGACAACAGCCUCCUGGAUCAGGAAGCAAAUUACGGAACAUGAAGAGUACAAACACGAUUCGGUGGUGAGUGAACACAUCUGUUACGAUUUGCUGAGAAAGGCUAAGGACAUUCAGGACGGGAUCAUACCCUGUCCAGAGCUGCUCGGCACCAACAUCAACUCGAAGACGACCGACCAAAUUCCGGCAGCGAUCGCAAAGCAUCUUACCAAGAAAUGCUGAAGCAAAAGAAAAAAGCAGUGUGAUGGGCGUUAUGCAUUUAAUUUUUUAUUAUUCUGGAGAGAAUCUUUUUUGGCUAGCAAAAAAAGGGCUGAUGAAUCAACGUAAAAUGCGGGUAAAGAUGUUUUUUUGAUUCAUUUAAAAGUAGUUUCGAUCGAUCAAAUAUAUGAGAAAGGCAAAAAGCACAGUCGUAAUGACUUUUCCUGCAACUGUGCGCGAUCAGUCAGUGUUUUAAUGUUUUCUAUGCGCGACUUUUUUCGCUAGGUUUGUUGUUUCUUAUAUACAUUUUUGAUAUAAUGCUGUGUAUUUCUAGGAGUUAUGAUCAAUUUUCAAGUAGAUUCGUAUCCUUAUUAUCAGUAGUCCGGGCACCGAGUGUUUAGCACCAGAAAGAUCAAAUUAUACAUUUUUAAAUGUUUGGCUUAGCCAAAAUGUUUAUUUUGUUUUCGAUAGAGUCAAGUCAGUGAUUUUGCUCAGUAUACUCUUGUGAGCCAAGAAUAACUAUAGUAUUCCAGAGUAAUAUUAUACGUAGGCAGUAGAUGUUGUUUAUGUAUAUGAACUAUAAUUCAAAAAUAAAACAUUUCAGUUCGACAUCCAA